UCUGUGAAGGCGGACUACGUCCUGGUCACCUCCUCAGCUAAAGCCACACGCCUCAUCCAAUUCAUGCCCCCGCUCUCCUCCAGCAAGGCCCAUGCCCUGCGCUCCAUCCACUACUCCACCGCCACCAAGGUGGUCUUGUCCUGCACCGAAAAGUUCUGGGAGAAGGACGGGAUUCGGGGCGGGCCGUCGGUCACGGAUCACCCAUCCCGGUUCAUCUACUACCCCAACCACGACUUCUCGAGCGGGCGGGGGGUGAUCGUGGCUUCCUACACGUGGAACGAUGACGCGGAGUUCUUCGUGCCCCUGAGUGAC
This is a messenger RNA of Pelodiscus sinensis (Chinese soft-shelled turtle), 312 nucleotides long. NCBI's taxonomy places the organism in Eukaryota, Metazoa, Chordata, Testudines, Trionychidae. The record is from RefSeq and is a predicted model, not a curated record.